AUGUCGAAAACAAAAAAGGGUCAAUCAUCAACUCCACCGUCUUUGCCAGUAAUGACAGAUCCGGAAUGUGCAGCACGCUACGAACGUGAAUUAGAAUGGUGUGUAAAUCAACUUAAUUACAUGUUAAUGUCGAAAUCAAAUAGCAAAAAUGAUCAGGAACAAAAACACGCCGCUCAGUGUACAUUACAAACACUGACAAAUCCAAAAACAUCAAUUAUUCGGAAACGUCAAUUAAUGCAAAGUCAAACUCAAAUAAUGAUGAAUAAAAAUUGUGAAAUUCCUGCCUCAUCGCGUUUUAUCCGUAAACACCAAAAUAGUGGCAAUAAUAUCACUACAGACGAUAACAGCGAAAUGAAUCAUAGAUUUACAUUUAAUUUUGAAAUUUCAUCAACAGACAAAAAUGAAAACUUUGAAAAUCUUAUUGAGAAAUAG
Messenger RNA from Didymodactylos carnosus, 432 nucleotides. The record is from the annotation of a GenBank genome assembly. NCBI's taxonomy places the organism in Eukaryota, Metazoa, Rotifera, Eurotatoria, Philodinida, Philodinidae.